Molecule: messenger RNA, 1916 nt
Organism: Vespa mandarinia (Asian giant hornet)
Lineage: Eukaryota; Metazoa; Arthropoda; Insecta; Hymenoptera; Vespidae
Gene: Sld5
Product: DNA replication complex GINS protein SLD5
Biological process (GO): DNA-templated DNA replication; double-strand break repair via break-induced replication
Cellular component (GO): GINS complex
Source: RefSeq, a predicted model, not a curated record
UUAAAUUUGAUUAUUAUUGCGCGCUAUAGAAAAGAUCGAUAAAUCGAUCUUAAUCGUUACUUGAUUUCAUGAUACGAAAAACGAUUUAAAUUGUAAACGGUAUUUACGAUCAGUGGCCACAAUAAAUCCGAUUAUUGAAAGUUGAAAUAAAGCGUAUUAAAGUUUGCAAUAAUAUUUAAUAGAGUUUACAUUCGAAAAAAGUAUUAAUUCAACAAAUAAUAUUAUUAAAAGAUAAUGGAUGAUAUUAUGAAUGAAAAUAUUGCCGAUUUAGAAAUUGAGGAAGAGGAAGUGUUAACAGCAGAGAAUGCACUUGAAGCAAUUGAAAAUGCAUGGCUUAAUGAAAAAUUUUCACCAGAAAUUCUACCACAUAAAUUUGAUCUUGUCGAUUGUAUGUUGCAGCAGAUAAGUCAUAUGGAAGAAAACAUGAAGAGGUUAGAAAGAGAUGAUCUACGCUUAGUGGUCCAUAGAAUGGAACUCGAUAGAAUACGAUUUCUUAUUUCUAGUUAUCUCAGAAUACGUUUAGAGAAAAUAGAGAGAUAUACUAUUCAUAUAUUGUCAGAGGAAGCUAGUAGAGAACCAGAUGAAGCUUAUUUAACACCAGAAGAACUUCGAUUUGCUAAGGAUUAUUUAGGCAGCGUUGAAAAUCUUUUUAAAACAGUGGCCUUACAACAUAUGCCCACCAACUUUCAAGGAUUUGAAAUAGAUAAAGUUAGCACCAAACCGAAUAUGCAAACUCAUGUUUUUUUAAGAGCUAACGAAAGAAUAACUGGUAUUGUUUUACCCGGUGUCAUAGAUGAGGAAAUAGACUUUGAAGCUGGCUCACAGCAUAUUAUCCAAUAUAAUGCUAUUGCUAAUCUAGUAAAAAGUGGUGCAGUGCAGUUAAUAUGAUUAAAUGACAAUUAAUUGAUUAGUGGAUGUUUGAGAGAAAUAUCAUACAAAUUUUAUUUUGAACGAUCGACGUUCGCUGUGGCUUCAUCAAGAAUUAAAAUUUUAUUAUUUUCUAUUAUAGCACGUGCAAGACAAAGCAAUUGCCUUUGUCCUGCACUAAGAUUGCUACCACUUUCACUUAUUUGAUGAUCUAAAGAAGUAAAUGCACUUUUUAAUUCUACUUCCUCCAUUGUAGCCCAUAAAGUAGCAUCAUCAUGUUUAUGAAAGGGAUCAAGGUUAUCUCGCAAUGAUGCAGAGAAAAGGACUGGAUCUUGAGGGAUUAUUGAAAUUUUAUUUCGAAGAUCAUGUAGACCAAUCUUCUUAAUAUUAAUUUCGUCUAUGUAAAUUAUACCAUUGAAUUCACACAAACGGAAUAAGGCUGAAAUUAAUGAAGAUUUACCAGCACCAGUACGUCCAACUAUUCCAAUCUGAAAAAAAAAUAUGAGUAAAAUUUACUUUACAGAAUACAUAAUUUAUCAAUAAAAGCAUAUAAUGUACCUUCAUUGCAGGUUGUAUAAUAAAAUUUAAGUCUUUUAAAACUGGUGGAUCAGAAUCAGAAUAUUGCAAAUACACAUGAUCAAAUUUAAUCUCGCCUUUAGUGGGCCAUUCAAGUGAUGGUUUAUUACUUGGAUCACUUGUAAAUGGACCUUCUUCAUCAAGCUUUGUAAAUUGUAAUACUCUCUCUACACUAGUCAUUUGUGCUAUUGCUUCUGCAGUUUGACGCAUACCAUGUUGUAACAUUCCACAUAAAAUGAGAACCUGUGAAAUAGCUAAACCCACAUUUCCAGCAAAAGUAUUCUCUGAAAUAUUGACAUAAAUGAUAAUGUAUAGAAAACCAUUAAAUUAAUAUAAAUGGAUGCAUAAAUAUUAUUCUAAUUGUGUCUAUUCUAAUAGAUAUUUACCAUUAUUAAAAAUAAUAAAACUAUAUGUAACAAAAGUCACAAACAAAACAGAAACUGUAUCAAGUGCAAAACCAAAAGCAGUGGCGG